AUGUCGGAACAAGUAAAGAUUAAUCCGGAUUUGCUGAUUAUAUUAGUUGGCUCAGUGAUAAACAAAUGUAUCAGUGAAUACAAAGGUGAUUAUAAGGAUUGUAAGGCAUCAUUCCCAGUGAACAAAUUCAUUCAAGAUUUAAAUAAUGUCACUCAAGAAUAUACCACAAAAUUUCCUAAUAUCGAUAUUCAUUUCCCUCAAAUCGAUAUUAAGUUACUUUCAUUCAUAAUCACCAAGACCUUAUAUCAUAAAUUCGUCACUGUGACUCCGGAUCAUGUGAUUAUUGAUGUGCUACCUCAUGUUUAUGAGAAUUUUUUGAAAAAUAUUGUUGCUACUUCGACAUUAAGGUAUGCCAAAUAUUUAUUGAAAAGUGCUAAAGAUUUAUAUGAAUUAGAACAAAAGAAUUUAAAUAAAGAGAAAGCUGGGGUGCCAGUAGAGGGAAAUGCACCUAAAGAAACGAUUCGAGCAUCACAACAACAACAGACAUUAGCCACAUCAAAUGAAAAAGGGCAGGUACAAGUACAAGUUGAAACACAACCAAAGAGAAUUCUGGAGGCGAAAAGUGCAGAUGAUAAGCUUGAUAUGACAAAAGAAGCUCAAGUUACUUCAAAAGUACCUGAACCUACACAAGUCCAACCAAAAGCUCAAACUAAUAAUCGCAAAGAUUCUACCGUAUCUGAGAAACCUAACAAAGAUGCAUCAACUUCUCAAGUAUCGACUAAGGAAAAUGGAAACAAAGAAAAAGUUGUUGAUGAAGAUCAAACAAUGGAAAUUGCUAAACAUCAAAAGAAUGAGGAACCAGAACAAGAAGAAUCUAAAGUGCAGUCUAAUGCAGAUCCUGACACGAUGGACAUUGAUGAACCUCAGGAAUCAGUACAAGACAAAAUAUUAGAGAAAACUGAAAGGGAAACUGAUCGAGAAGAGCAUGAUCAAGAAAUGUCAGACAAGAAUGAGGAGGAAAAUGCAGAUGUGGAAGAGCCAUCAAAAACAGUGGGAUCUAAGAUUGAACAGCUGGAAGCAAGCAAAGUUGAAGAAAAUGGAAAUGAAGUGGAAGUACAAUCCGAAGAAAGUAAACAAGAUGAAACUGUUUCAGAGGAAAAGCAAGAUGAGAAAACUGAAAAGCUGGUAGAAAAUAUUGAAGAGAAUGAUGAGAAAGCUAUAGCAACCACAGAAGACGUGGAAGAGGAAAGUCUGAUCACCAAGGAACCAGAACCAGAAGGCAAAGAUGAAGAUAAGGAAAUUGAAAUAUCUGAACAAGGUGAAUCAGAUAAAGAAGUAGAACGGCCUGAGAAGAUAGAAGAAGAUAAUGAGAAAGAGGAUGCUCAAAAACCACCAUCUUCACCUGAAGAAGAAUCACCUUCAAUAGAAGAAAUACCUUUGAAGAAUGAACUGGAGGCUGAGGUUGAAGUUGUACUGGCAAGUAACAGUUCGAAAGAAACAACACCAGAAGUCAAACAACCAUCAAAAAGUAAUGAUGACGAAAAUCCACAAGAAUCAACGAAGAAACCUCAUCACGAGGAGGCAUCACCACCACCAUCUUCAUCAUCAUCUCGUAAACGUGCUCGCUCUCGUUCUCCAUUACCUGCAUCAACUCAACAAUACAAACGAUUCCAAAACAUUGCUAUUAAUUUGCUUAAUUCUAUUCAAGAGCAUCGAUUUUCCUCACCAUUUCUUCAACCAGUGAAUGUUAAAGAUGCUCCAGAUUAUUAUAAUGUGGUUAGUGAACCUAGAGAUUUGAAAAAUAUUAUGAAAGCAGUCAAAUCCAAAAAUGAACCACCAUUAUAUCAAUCAGUGAAAGAAUUAGAACGAGAUAUUAUGUUGAUGUUUGCUAAUUGUAUAAUGUAUAAUCAAUCUGGUGAUGAUUUAGUGGAAUUGACCAAGACCAUGAAACAAGAUAUUAGUGAAUUAUUUAAAAUGUUUGAAGAAGCCGAAGAAGAUAUUAAGUAG
Messenger RNA from Candida dubliniensis CD36, 1947 nucleotides. RefSeq lists its product as uncharacterized. The coding region runs from base 1 to 1947 and encodes 648 amino acids. Gene Ontology annotation, cellular component: NuA4 histone acetyltransferase complex. The record is from RefSeq and is a predicted model, not a curated record. Lineage: Eukaryota; Fungi; Ascomycota; Pichiomycetes; Serinales; Debaryomycetaceae. Gene Ontology annotation, molecular function: protein binding. The transcript has a single exon.